Molecule: messenger RNA, 1311 nt
Organism: Linnemannia hyalina
Lineage: Eukaryota; Fungi; Mortierellomycota; Mortierellomycetes; Mortierellales; Mortierellaceae
Source: the annotation of a GenBank genome assembly
AUGUUGUCCAUCUCCUCCGCCCGCAAGACCUUGAACUUGGUCCCCACCGUCCUCAAGGCCGGAUACGCCACCGCCGUCUCCAAGACUGGCAACGGCGUCAAGGUCGCUGCUUUUGACGAGAGCUCCCCCACCGCCUCCGUCUCCCUCGUCAUCAACGCCGGUGCCCGUUUCGAGCCCCAGGGCAAGGCUGGUAUCGCCCACUUUGCCAAGAACUUUGGCUUCAAGAACAACGGCAAGCGCUCCGCUUUCCGCAUUGCCCGCGAGACUGAGCUCGUUGGUGGUGUCCUUACUGCCAACCUUGGCCGUGAGAACGUCACCUUCACCGCUGAGUGCUUGAAGGAGGAUGUCCCAUACUUCGUCGAGGUCUUCGGUGACCUCGUUGCCCAGACCAAGUUCGCCGAGCACGAGUUCCACGGUGUCGCCCACCAGGUCGCUGCCGAGGCCUCCUACGCCGAGUCUUCCCCCGAGAUCACCGUCAUCGAGGCUGCCCACAACGCCGCUUUCCGCAGCGGACUCGGCAACUCUGUCUACGCCGCCCCUUACGCCGAGAUCUCCACCUCGGACUUGAAGAAGUUCGCCGCCGACAACUUUGUUGCCAAUAAGAUCGCCCUCGUUGCCACCGGUGUCUCUGAGGCCGAGCUCAAGAACUUGGCCAACUCUGCCUUCAGCGACGUUGCUGCUGGUUCUGAGGCCAAGGCCCAGGAUGCUAAGUACUACGGUGGUGAUGUCCGUGUUGCCCAGAACACCGAGGCUGGUCACGUUGCCGUUGCCUUCCAGGGAGCUGCUGCCGGUACCCCCGAGUUCUACACUGCCCAGGUCCUCCGCUCCUUGCUCGGAGGUGACCGCUUCGUCAAGUGGUCGACCGCUGGUGUCUCUCCCCUCUCUGCUGCCGCUGGCAAGAUCGGUCACGGUGCCCAGAUCUCUGCCUUCAACUUUGGAUACUCUGAUGCUGGUCUCUUCGGUAUCUACGCUCAGGCUGACCACAAGAACAUUGCCGAGGCUGCCAAGACCGCCGUCGCUUCCUUGAAGGCUGCCUCCAAGUCUGUCUCUGCUGACGAGUUCAAGCGUGCUUUGGCCCAGGCCAAGUUCGAGACCGCUGCCCGCUAUGAGACCCGCGCCGCCUCGACCGAGAUCCUCGCUGCCCAGGCUUUCCAGGGCCAGAAGGUUUCUGCCUCAGAAUCCCUUGCUGCCUUCGACAAGGUCUCUGCCGCCGAUGUUUCCAAAUUCGCUGCCAAGCUCUUGAGCAGCAAGCCUACCACCGUUGUCCUCGGCAGAACCUCCGAGCUCCCUUACGGUGAUGCCUUGUUCUAA